This is a messenger RNA of Tilletiaria anomala UBC 951, 3249 nucleotides long. RefSeq names its product putative ubiquitin-protein ligase. The record is from RefSeq and is a predicted model, not a curated record. The transcript is spliced from 7 exons. Gene Ontology annotation, biological process: ubiquitin-dependent protein catabolic process. NCBI's taxonomy places the organism in Eukaryota, Fungi, Basidiomycota, Exobasidiomycetes, Georgefischeriales, Tilletiariaceae. Bases 325 to 3003 code for a protein of 892 amino acids. Gene Ontology annotation, molecular function: ubiquitin protein ligase activity; protein binding.
GCCCUCCUCUGAUCCGCUUUAGCUUCCAUCGGCCAUCCUGACAUCCCGUCGACCUCUGCAGCAGCUGCACAGGGUAUUGUCACGAAGAGGAAGAAGCACGAACGUGCCACCUCUCAGACCCUCGCCCGCCUGUUUCCCACUGGCAACUGGCAAACCCUGGUGCCGCCUUGGCAGCCGCAGCCGGCUUUGUCGCUGUUUUGGUCUACAGUCCGUCGAUCGUCGACAGUGGCCGCCUUUGGCUGGAAUUUGAUCCUCCAUAUUGGAAACGUGGCAGAGGACCUUUUCUUUUUCUGGACUUGACGGGGCUACAGUAACUUGGGCAAGAUGGUCAACUCGAGGGCUCCGGGACAGAUUGCCCGCAAGAUCAGAGUCACCGUCGUAGCAGCCGAUGGCCUCGCCAAGCGAGAUGUCUUCAGGCUGCCGGACCCAUUUGCCAUCGUCACGGUCGAUGGAGAACAGACGCAUUCCACAUCCGUCAUCAAAAAAACCUUGAACCCUUACUGGAACGACAGCUUUGACAUCGACGUCACCGACUCCUCUGUCCUCGCCAUACAGAUAUUCGAUCAGAAGAAAUUCAAGAAGCGUGAUCAGGGCUUCUUGGGUGUCAUCAACGUCCGCGUCGCGGAUCACAUCGACUUGGAGCUGGGGGGCAAGGUUCUGCUCACACGAGACCUCAAGAAGAGCAAUGACAAUCUUGUCGUCCACGGCAAGCUGCAUAUAGAUCUCAACACGAACGUCUCGACGCCGAUCGUGAACAAUCCAAAUGCAGGUGCAGCUCCGAACAUGCUCGGCCUUGGCAACGCCUCUUCCGUCUCGGUCAACUCCUCCAUACCUGCAACCAGUGCUGGACCUUCACGCUCAGAAAGCAGCACCGGUGCGGUCGCGUCGCCCGUUCGUGCUUCUGAUCCUAGUGCGCCGAUCAAUGCGCACAGGCAGAGCGUCGCGAGCGCGUCCGGCUCAACUGGGACAGUUGCAACAGUAGCGUCGCCAGUAGCCGCGAGCAGCCCAUCGGGCAGCCGCGUCACGUCCACUUCUGGCACUCCAGCCGCUGCGAACCCCGCCAAUCGCGCUUCGGCCACCACCUCCAGCACGGGCGCCAUCUCCGCUGCUGGCGCCGCUGCUGCAACCAGCGCUGGCAAUGCGGCAUCCGGCUCCACUUCCGCUCCUUCUGUUCCUCGCACGCAGAUGCAGGCCUCCGACGACCAAGGGCCUCUUCCUGCCGGUUGGGAGCGUAGGACGGACCACUUAGGUCGGACAUACUACGUCGAUCACAACACACGCUCCACCACUUGGACGCGGCCAUCGACGAACGCCAGCGCGAAUGAUGCAGCGCACGCCAGCUCAGCAGCAGCAGAUCGGGCGCGGCACUCGAACCGCGCGCUCGCCGAUGAUAUGCUUGGCGUCGACGGUGCGGCCUCAACGAUCGCGCCAAGCCCUAGCUCUGCGUCCGUCCAAGGGUCCUCGUCACAACCCUCCGCUGCGGGUGCAUUGGGAACCGCCGCAGCAGCAGCAACGACGAGCGCAAUCGCGACAAACACGGCCACGACAGCAGGAAGUGGUCCGCUGCCUUCCGGCUGGGAGCAGCGGCACACCCCGGAGGGCCGGCCGUACUUUGUCGACCACAACACGCGCACCACCACAUGGGUCGAUCCGCGACGGCAGCAGAUCCUGCGGGUCAUGGGCCCCAACGGCAACAACCUCACCGUGCAGCCGCAGAGCGUCUCGCAGCUUGGCCCGCUGCCGAGCGGCUGGGAAAUGCGCCUAACGUCGACCGCGCGCGUCUACUUUGUGGACCACAACACCAAGACGACCACGUGGGACGAUCCGCGCCUGCCUUCGAGCCUGGACCAGAACGUGCCGCAGUACAAGCGCGACUUUAGGCGUAAACUCAUCUACUUCCGCUCGCAGCCGGCCCUGCGACCCAUCCCGGGUCAGUGCCACAUCAAAGUGCGACGCACGCACAUAUUUGAAGACUCAUACGCUGAGAUCAUGCGGCAGCAGCCGAACGAUCUGAAGAAGCGCCUUAUGAUCAAGUUCGAAGGCGAAGAUGGUCUCGACUACGGCGGUCUGUCUAGAGAGUUCUUCUUCUUGCUCUCGCACGAGAUGUUCAACCCGUUCUACUGCCUCUUCGAGUACUCCGCACACGACAACUACACGCUGCAGAUCAACCCGCACUCGGGCAUCAAUCCGGAGCAUCUAAACUACUUCAAGUUCAUCGGCCGCGUCCUAGGCCUCGCUAUCUUCCACAGACGCUUCCUCGACGCGUACUUUAUCGUCUCGUUUUACAAAAUGAUUCUCAAGAAGAAGAUCACCCUCGCCGACCUGGAAAGCGUCGAUGCGGACUACCACCGCUCGCUGCAGUGGAUGCUCGAGAAUCCCAUCGAAGGCGCAAUUGACGAAACCUUCACCGCCGUCGAAGACAAGUUCGGCGAGAUGGUCACCGUCGAGCUCAAGCCUGGCGGCGCAGACAUUCCCGUGACAGACGAGAACAAAAAGGAGUACAUCGACCUGAUGACCGAGUACAGGAUUUCGAAGCGCGUCGAGGAGCAGUUCAAAGCCUUCACCUCGGGCUUCACCGAGCUCAUCCCGCAGGACCUGAUCAACGUCUUUGAUGAGCGCGAGCUCGAGCUGCUCAUCGGUGGCAUGAGCGAAAUCGACGUCGACGACUGGAAGAAGUGGACUGACUACCGCGGUUUCACCGAGUCCGACGAGGUCGUUCAGUGGUUCUGGCAGUGCGUCCGCUCCUGGCCCGCCGAGCGCAAGAGCAGGCUCCUCCAAUUCGCAACAGGUACGUCGCGCAUCCCCGUCAAUGGGUUCAAGGAUCUCCAGGGCUCCGACGGCCCCAGGCGCUUCACGAUCGAAAAGAGCGGAGAGAUCUCCGCGCUGCCCAAGAGUCACACGUGCUUCAACCGUAUGGACCUGCCGCCGUACCCGAACAAGGAGGUACUCGAGGCGAAGCUGACGCUUGCCAUCGAAGAAGGACUUCACUUUGGGGUGGAGUAAUUCACAACAUGGCUCUUGCAGUGCCGCAGGCUAUACCUACCCUACCUUACUACAUAUAUGUUCCCGGCAGUUCAAGUCAACGAUUCAUUUUAGGUCUGUGCCAGCUCUUCGGCGUUCUUCCACCAUUCAUGCCCUUCCGUUUUGUUCCGCACUUCGCGAUUCACUUGUCUGCACUCAUUGCAUGCCCUCAUGUGGGCAGCUCUUGUAAGAUAUCAAACCGACUUCCAUACAGGAUUUUCGCCAUGA